UUAGUGACUUUCACGUUUUUCACAGUGUUAAAGGACUAAAUGGGGCUUAUUUACAAAUGCCUGUCAAAAGAAGAGAGGAUGUUGCUGCAAAUCUAGUUGUUUACCUCAAGCAGUCUGUGCAGCAGAUCAGUCAGCCUGCCUGCAAGCAGGGUGUCCAAAAUGACACUGACUGGCUGGUUCUGAACCUUGGUCAGUUUUUCACCUAUGUGCCUCAUUCUGACGUGGCCGAAUUCAACAUAUCUAGGGAAGUAAUGUUUGGCUCUCUAACUGGUGAACAGAAGGUGGAGCGAAUCUUGACACCAGGUCUGGUGGAGGAUGAGUCUGCUGUUAGAGAAUUGUUUGGAUCUGUUGUGAAGUCUUCCGACCAGAACCAGUUGGAUGCAUUUUUUGAGAAACUCAUCAGCAUGUCUGCAGAGAGAAACCUGUCAAGCAUCAGCACUGCUGUGAGCAGCAUCAUUCUGAACAUGACAUUGAUGGACCUGGCAAACAGAUUUGAAACCUUCGAGCCGCAGAUGUUUGCUUUAUGGUUCCAGACGUACCUGCUCGUUUUCCUCCCUGGCAUUGGUCCAGAUAGUCUUUCUGUCAUCCCCAGGACCAUUGGCUGCGAUUCUUACAGAGAAAUCGUGAAAGGCUGUGAUAAUGUUUUCAGCAGUCUCACACCGAUUCAGAUUGAGUACGUCUACAGUUUCACACAGGACUAUCUCUCCCAUCAGCCCAGCCAAGGAAACUCCUGCGUGCAGAGUACUAACAGUGACUCUGACUGGCUGCUGAAAAACUUCGGACAGUUCCGCAUCAUCGCCAACUUCACUGACUUUAUCAACCUGAAAAGAGACUUUAAUGGGGUCGAGGCUGCAGAGUUUCUGACUCUGUCCCAGCUGGCUGAGCUUUGCUCCGAGCCGUCACGUCUCAGUGGACCAGCGGAUGUUCAGACUGUGAUGAAUGCAGUUCAAACGCAGCAGCUUUCAGAGUUUUUUGAUGUUCUUUCUCCAAACAUCCAAGUGAAUGAACAGGGCUACUCUGCGGAGGUGAAGCGGGUCUUCCUGCAGGCGGUGUUUGUGCGAGGCGAUCUGUCGUCUGCUUCAGUCAGUGAUUCAGAGCUGUCAGUCUGGCUCACGGUUCGACUCAGGCCGCUGCUGUCUGCCUUGAGCUCAGCAGACGUUCCGGUGUAUUUUGGCAUGGUCAGGGCUCGAGGCUGCAGCGUCAAACAGGAGGCUGUCAGUGUGCUGGACUCUCAAAGAACUGCUCUGGAUGAAAACACACAACGUCAGAUCUAUAACAACAUCCAACAGCUACUCACAGACGCUCCUCUUCGCUGUUAUGUCAGUGGCAGUUUCUUCCUCUUCCUCAAGUCUUUCUUCCUCCAGUUUGGAUUUCCAGACCUCAGCACCUUCCAGUCUCUGAUCCCUGUGGACAGGAGGCCCGAGCUGCUGGGCUCCAUCUCUACGGCCGAGCUGAGCGAGUUUCUGAACGCACCCCAAACCCUGGGAAACGGGUCAGGACUCUGCGAUCUGCUCAGCCAGUACAGCCAGACCGCACGCUAUCUGGAGACGGAGCCGCUGGGGUCUGUGGCUUUGGCCCGGCAGGUGUUGGCCUGCGUCUGGCCUGGAGUUCUGAAGCUGGAGAUCCGGUCUGAGGUGGAUCAGUGGUUUGACCGUCGGCUCGUGAGAUACCUGCCUCUGCUCAGCUCCGCGCUCAUCAGCCCUGCACAGCUCCGCGGCGCCGCCUGUCUGCCUUAUAGGAAACUUGUUUCAGUUCUCGGAAACAAUUACAACUUCUCCAGAACUGACUUCACCCCAGAGGAUGUUUACAGCUCCGUGAAGGUGUAUCUCACAAAUGGUGGCUCACCGCGCUGCUACAACGCCUCCGAUCCUCAGCUCAACUCCACAAACUGGCUUGUGAGCUACAUUGGUGUCUUCAUCAGAUACGUCAAUCUGUCUGAUCUCGACUCCUUCGUGUCACCUGACCAGAUCGGUGUCUUCUUGGAAAACCCGGAGAACCUUCAGCUGCUCAACAGCACAGUGACAAUCCAGUCCAGUAUAGUCAGCUACUACACAACACAGCUGUACAGUCGGAACCCGUCCUUCAACCCCAUCAGUCUCCCAGGCCAGUUCCUGUGUGGAAUCCCUUCAUUUGCAUUCGAGACUCUCGGAGCAGCAGACAGUUUGGUGCUCAUCCAGCGGAUCAACGUGUUCUGUAAUGGAACCGAGAGCCCUGAGAUCACGUCUGCUCUCACUGCCAAUCUCCCUUCGCUCUCCUCCUCCACCAUCCAGCUGCUGGGCAGUCAGAGCGUGGGCCUGACGGAGGCUCAGAUAAGCUCCGCCUCCUCUGAUGUCAUCAAGGGUGCGCUCUCGACCCUCAGCGCCGUCGAUGGCUGGAAUCAGGGCCAAGCCAACGCAGUCAUACAGGCUCUCAUCAAGUCUGACUUUCCAAUCAACACCGGCUCCUCGCUGCUGUCUCUCGGGACGCUCAUCAAGGGCGUUCCGGCGGAAACCAUCUCCAGCAUUGAACCUUCUGAGCUCCUGGCCAUAUCCCAAAAUCCCACAUUCAUCAGCAACAUCCUCUCAGCGCCAGAAAUCCUGCAGCUGGUUUAUGUCAUGAAGAUCGCGUCUGUAGAUGAAACUAAAGUCAUCGAGAACGUUCCGGACGCGUUGGCUGGCUCGAUCCCGCGCAUUUUGUUGAUCCCUCAGGAGUCUGUGAACGUCACCCUGAUCAACCAGAAGCAGUGGACACAGGAGCAGGCCGUGAUGCUGUUCAGCUCCGUGGCGAGUGCCAGUAAGGACACUGAGGAGCUGUCUGAGGAGCUGCUGCAGGGUUUCACCUGCACGUCUGUCCGGUCGCUCGCCGAGACGAAGGUCAAGCAGCUGGUCAAAGCCUGCAGACGACGGCCGGGACGGCAGAAGGUCCAGCUGAAGGAGAGUCAGCUGAUGUGCAUGUACAACUACAUGAAAGAGGAGACUUCAACAAGCUUCACAGAUUUACCUUCUGACGUGCUGCUUUACUACAGCUAUGAGAAGGUGGAGAAGGUGAACUGCCGCUCGUAUUUCAGCGCCGUGGGCACGGCAGAUUACUCCAUUCUCUCCAGCGUCCUUGACAAACAGAAGACUCUGUUCAACAACGCACGAAACUGUCUGGGUAUUUCGGGUCAGAGGCUAAGCAGAGAUCACGUGGGGGUUCUGGGUAACCUGACCUGCACCCUCGACCCUGUCUACAUCCAAAACUCUGAUCCAGCCAUCAUUGAGAGCCUGAAGAACUGCCACGAUCUCUCCGACGCUCAGAUCAGCGCUGUGCAAACACUGCUGCUCUCAGGAGGAACUGUCUAUGGGAGCUCUUCUGGUUGGGAUCAGCAGAUACUGGAGCGCCUCGACACCCUGCCGCUGUACUUCACUGAAGACUUCUGGAGCCGCUUCAGCGCGCCUGUGAAGAGGAAGUACAUGAAGGCGUUCAUGCCGUUUCUGAGGACGAGAAACACAGAGAAGCCGAAACUAAAGAAACUCUUUAAAAACUGCAACGCUGCGUUAGACGCUCGAAGCAGAAUCGGGCGCUCUGCAGACUGCACCGCGGGAAACAUCACGGAAGCCACGAUCGCAGACGGCUCGUUCCCCUUCGGCUACACCGCGGCCCAGUUCGACGCCUGUCUGACCGCCAGGGUCCUCGACGGUAACCUGGCCGCCGUCACGGAGAAGGUGGAUGACAACAACUUCCAGAGAAUCAUUCUGAACAAGCUGAAGCAGGUGUAUCCGGCCGGACUCUCCGACAGCACGCUGCAGCUGCUCGCCUCUGUCUCACGGCAAGCCACGCUCGACGAGAUCAGGACAUGGAGCGUCACCAGGAUCGACACGCUGUCCGCGCUGAUGAGCAGAAACAACGGAGAAUGGGACAAAGACAAGAGUAAGGAGGUGAUCCUCAGGUAUCUGAGUGUGGCUGAUCACACUUUAGACACUAAUGAGCUGAACAUCAUCGGCUCGAACAUCUGCGCACUGAACAUCUCAACACUUCAGAGCAUCACAGCAAGAGCCCUGAGCAAUGCAGAAGGUCUGGAUCUGUCCUCUUGUUCAUAUGAGCAGAAAUCAGUUAUGUACAGCACUGCCAACUCCUCGUUCAGAGCUCAACGCAGCAAUGGCCCUAUUUACUUCCACCUCAUCGGCCCCUACCUCGGUGGCGCUCCGGUUGAGGACGUGAGGGCUUUGGCCUCUUCUAACAUCACUCUGGACAUCAGCACCUUCAGGAGCCUCAGCAUACCUGUUGCCACGGGGCUGAGCGUGUCUGACGUACGAGCUCUCAUGGGUUCGGAUGUGGCCGAGCUGAAGGUGUUUGAGGAAGACUCUGUGGUCCAGGCCUGGAUCUCCUCACAGCUGCAGUCUCAGUUAGACACGCUGAACGUGGGUCUGCUUGGAGGCCGAGCCGAUCCGAGCACAUCUGCACCCGUCACUGUCCAAAACAACAACAGCAGCACGGCUAACAGCAGCGGCAGCGGCACGCACUCAACGGCUCCCAGCCAAUCAGCUGCAGCCACUGUCACCGCACAGGGAUCUGCAUCAGCUCUUCGUCUCGGUCCAGGCCUCUGGCUCCUCGUGUCCUGCGUCUGGCUUCUGAUCUUCACAUGAUACAUAAUACAACAUCUGUAAUCAAAAAUCUAUGAAAUCAUCAUCAGAAAUCUGUUAAAUCAACACAAGUGCUCCAUUAGAUCAAUAUCACUAUAUCAAUAAUGUAAUAUCAGAAAUGAAUGAGAGCAAUAUUCUAUUAAUAUCAGUACUUACUAAUAGUUGAUUUUUGUGUCUCUCUUGUCUUUAUAAUCAUAUUUGCUCUGAAGUUAUUUUUAAUUGAAUUUGAUAAAAAAAACAAUCUGUGAACUUAUUUAAAACAUUUCUAGUCUAAUAAGAAUAUUUAUGCAUUAUCUGACAAAAAUGAAGGAAAUUACAAUUUUGUUAAAUUAAUGUGAUAGAAUAUCAAAUUAUUUUCUGCCUUGAUAGUAAAAUAUAAUUUUCACAUUCACUGUUACUGUAAAAUUGUUAUUUUUUGUCUUCAAUAAAAUUAACAUGCAUCUUA
Onychostoma macrolepis is the source of this 5046-nucleotide messenger RNA. RefSeq lists its product as uncharacterized. The coding region runs from base 57 to 4604 and encodes 1515 amino acids. The record is from RefSeq and is a predicted model, not a curated record. The transcript is spliced from 33 exons. NCBI's taxonomy places the organism in Eukaryota, Metazoa, Chordata, Actinopteri, Cypriniformes, Cyprinidae. Gene Ontology annotation, cellular component: cell surface. Gene Ontology annotation, biological process: cell-matrix adhesion.